Molecule: messenger RNA, 1314 nt
Organism: Caenorhabditis briggsae
Lineage: Eukaryota; Metazoa; Nematoda; Chromadorea; Rhabditida; Rhabditidae
Gene: Cbr-cpna-4
Product: Protein CBR-CPNA-4
Exons: 8
Coding region: 1-1314 (437 amino acids)
Biological process (GO): cellular response to calcium ion
Cellular component (GO): plasma membrane
Molecular function (GO): calcium-dependent phospholipid binding
Source: RefSeq, a predicted model, not a curated record
AUGAAUAUGGUACGGAUUCGUCACAUAAUGGAGAUGCGGCGAGCCUGUAAGGCUCCGCCCCUUUUGCCACCGAAAUUGAGAAAAGAAGGCUCCGAAAGUACCGAUCGUCGUGGUCCGAAGGAUGUGAUGGAUUUAACAUUCAAAGUGAACACUUUGGCGCCAGAACGGUAUCCAUCUAGAACGUUCUAUUUCCAUUUGUACGAAAGUCAAGAUUCAUCGGAGGGGCCAUGGAACUUGAUCACUGAAUCCGAUCGUCUGGGGACCGAUGACGUGGCAAAUUUGGAGGAUUUUCUGGCAAUCGAAUUCAGUUUUGAACGACUUCAAUGGUUCAAAAUGGAGAUCAGCCAAAUCGAAAUUGUGUGUAUCAGUGAAGAGGAGAAGGAAGGCGUUAUUGGACAGGCAGUAGUAUCAAUGGAAGUGGCAAAAGCGAUGGAGCCAAUUUCGAUCUUCAACGAAUCUUACAAACAAGGUCGCAAACCCAUCGGCGAGGUCCGUAUCUGCCGUUACCAACAACUUCGCGUCUGCUCCUUCCUAGACUAUCUUCGCGGCGGCACCUCACUGAAGUUCGCCAUAGCAAUCGACUUCUCCAUUCGAGACCCGGCUAAUGUGACUCAUAACGAUUAUCAACAGUACUCCAACGACAUCGAGUUCGUUGUGAGAUGCCUCGCAGACACUUUGGAACCGUUCAACCCAACCAACUCUUGGCUUUCCUAUGGAUUCGGUGCCAAGAUUCCACCACAUUAUCGAGAUUCUAAUAACUUUUGCUUGUCGUUGGAUGUGGAUGCCACGUGUCAAGGAGUCAAUGGAAUUCUGAAUGCGUUUGGGAAGAGUUAUCAAAAUGUGCAUCCGUUGCAAGGAGCAAAGUUUUCACAGAUUAUUUAUCAUUUGGCGAAACAAGCCCAGAACAAUUUCAACAGGGCUAACGAACCGCCCAACUACUAUGUACUGUUCAUCAUUACACGUGGAAGUAUUGAGGACCUAAAGGAGACGGUUCAAGCAGCAAUCUUUGCAUCAAAAGCUCCAAUUUCUAUAGUUUUUAUCCCCUGGCAAUGUUCCACAUUCUACAUGCAAAACCACGUGUUGCCUGGGAAAUCAUCAUCAGAAUCUGUGGAGACGUCAUCUGGAGGGCUAACGGUAUUGGCCAGUAGUAGUAGUCGUCGACCAAGUUCAGCACAUGGACAAAUGGAAGAAGAGGAGGAGGCGAGAAUGAGGACAACGAGUAGUAGCAGUGGACCAGCAAUGGAUCAUUUUAGGAGCCGCCGUAACCGUCUCUCCACCGAAAUGCGCUCAAUGACACUCGACGAUUCUCGAUAA